AGAGGAGGGUCUUCAUCAAAACUGAUUUCCGUUGUAUGUUUGACAGUCAGUGACGAUUGACGGGAAUCCAUCAGCUCAGUGGCCGUUGAUGGACAAUCCCUAUGAAGAAACAGGGUUACAAUGGGAAGUACCUCGGAACAAGAGGUCCCGGGAGAGGACGGGUUUAGAAACAUCAAGACAUUUGUGGAGGAGGAACUACAGACGAGCAUGAUGGUGGGGAUGGUGAUUGGCGCGGGCAUCGCCAUAGUCCUCAUCGCCAUUCUCAUCUUCUUCAUCUUGCGGAGGAUCCAGCUUCGAAACCUUGAAGCGCAGGAGGCCCCCAAAUACCGCUUUCGCAAGAGGGACAAGGUCAUGUUCUACGGGCGAAAGAUCAUGCGUAAAGUUUCCCAACAGGUCUCGCAGUCUACCUCUUCCCUGGUGGGUACAUCCUCUUCCUCUCGACCACGCCUCAAGAAGAAGCAGAAGAUGCUCAACAUUGCCAAAAAAAUCCUGCGCUUUAAAAAGGAGGUGCCCAUCCUGCAGGCCAAGGAGCCCCCUCCCUCAGUGCUGGAGGCUGAUCUCACUGAGUUUGAUGUGGCCAACUCCCACCUCCCCUCCGAGGUGCUCUACAUGCUCAAAAAUGUCCGUGUGCUGGGUCACUUUGAGAAGCCCCUCUUCCUGGAGCUGUGUAAACACAUGGUGUUCGUGCAGUUUCAACAAGGGGAGUACGUCUUCAGGCCGGGCCAGCCUGACAGCAGCAUCUACGUGGUUCAGGAUGGAAAACUAGAACUGUGCCUUACUGGAACGGAUGGCAAAGAAAGUGUUGUGAAGGAGGUUUACCCAGGCGACAGUGUCCACAGCCUCCUCAGCAUCCUGGAUGUCAUCACAGGCCACCAGAAGCCUUAUAGAACGGUGUCGGCACGGGCUGCGGAGGUUUCCACUGUUCUCCGUUUACCUGUAGAAGCCUUCCUCUCUAUAUUUGAGAAGUACCCUGAGAGCCUGGUGCGGGUAGUGCAGAUUAUCAUGGUUCGUCUCCAAAGAGUAACGGUCCUAGCCCUGCACAACUAUCUGGGGCUCACCAAUGAGCUCUUCAGCCAUGAAAUGCAGCCCUCGCGUCUGCCACCUCCGUCUCCCCACCCGACUCGCACCAGUCCCAUCCGUCACGGCAAGCGCUUUGGCAGCCUGACAGUGUCUGAGGAGCACCGGGAAGCUGCCAUUAAGGGUGAAGCUACAGGAGGGGAACAAGGGAAGGAUGGAACAGUACCAACUCUUAGCAGGACAAUCUCCAUGCCUGUGGACAUUGCUUGUAUGCAGAAGAGUCUGAGAUCAGACUUUGACAUGGCAUAUGAAAGGGGACGGAUCUCUGUUUCUGCAGAGGACGGCAACACGCCUCCUAUUUUCACUCGGUCUGUAUCGCAGGACCAGCGGGAGAGGAGGGUGACAGUAGAGGAGGUUCCCUCAGGGAUCUAUCUGUAUCCAGAGGAAGAGUCAGGAGUGGACAAUAUGUUUACACCUGUAUCCUGUCGAUCUAGCACUGCUCUGUUUGAGGAAGCUCAGAAAGAGAUCCUCAAACUCAUGAAGAUUGAGGACCCAUCCUUGUUAAACGGGAGAGUGACUCUGCACCAUGCAAAAGCUGGAGCCGUCUUAGCCAAACAAGGAGACCAGGACGUGAGUCUGCACUUUGUCCUGUCUGGCUGUCUCCAUGUCUACCAGCGGAUGAUUAACAAGCAGGAAGACGUCUGCUUGUUUGUGACCCACCCAGGGGAGAUGGUGGGCCAACUCGCUGUGCUCACCGGAGAGCCCCUCAUCUUCACCAUCAAAGCCAACCGAGACUGUACUUACCUCAAGAUCUCAAAGUCAGAUUUCUAUGAAAUCAUGAGGGAGCAGCCCAGUGUGGUGCUGAGUGCGGCUCACACGGUGGCCAUACGCAUGUCGGCUUUUGUCAGGCAGAUGGACUUUGCCAUUGACUGGAUGGCUGUUGAGGCCGGCAGAGCCCUCUACAGACAGGACGACCAGUCAGACUGCACCUACAUUGUUCUGAAUGGACGUCUGCGUUCAGUCAUCCGCAAGACAAAUGGCAAGAAAGAACUAGUUGGGGAAUAUGGCAGAGGAGACCUCAUCGGAGUGGUGGAGGCCUUGACCAAACAGCCAAGAGCCACCACCGUCCACGCUGUGAGAGACACAGAGCUGGUCAAACUGCCAGAGGGAACACUCAACAACAUCAAGAGACGAUAUCCCCAGGUGGUGACAAGGUUGAUCCACUUGUUAGGCCAGAAGAUUCUGGGGAACCUUCAGCAGGGUCGAGGGCCAUUCUCAGGUUCAGCCCUGAGUCUACCCAGUAUGACAACCAGUGCCGAUGUCACCAACCCCGCCAGCAACCUCUCCACUGUGGCUGUCCUGCCUGUGUGUGAUGAGGUGCCAAUUAAUGCAUUCAACCUGGAGCUGAGUCAUGCCCUCAGUGCCAUUGGGCCCACUCUGCUAUUAACCAGUGAAAUAAUCAGAGAGCGACUGGGUGCUUCUGCAUUGGACAGUAUCCACGAGUACCGUCUCUCCGGCUGGCUGGCCCAGCAGGAGGACAUCAAUCGGAUUGUCCUGUAUCAGACUGACAACAGUAUGACCCCCUGGACUCAGCGCUGCAUCCGCCAGGCGGAUUGCAUCCUGAUCGUCGGCCUGGGCGACCAGGAACCAACCCUGGGAGAGUUGGAGCAGAUGCUGGAGAACACAGCAGUCCGGGCUCUGAAGCAGCUGAUCCUUCUGCACAAAGAGGAUGGGCCGGGCCCCUCCAGGACGGUCGAGUGGCUCAAUAUGCGUAGCUGGUGCUCAGGGCAUCUGCACCUCAAGUGUCCCCGCAGGGUCUUCUCCAGACGCAGCCCCAGCAAACUAAGGGAGGUAUAUGAAAAGGUGUUUGAGAAAACGGCAGACAGGCACAGUGAUUUCUCUCGGCUGGCCCGAGUCCUGACCGGAAACAGCAUUGCCCUGGUGCUGGGAGGGGGUGGAGCCAGAGGCUGCUCUCAUGUGGGUGUGAUCAAAGCUAUGGAGGAAGCGGGGAUUCCUAUUGACAUAGUUGGAGGGACCUCGAUUGGCUCAUUCAUUGGUGCACUGUAUGCUGAGGAGAGGAGUGCUGUCAGAACCAAACAGAGAGCCAGAGAGUGGUCCAAGGCAAUGAACUCUGUAUUUAAAACAGUCCUAGACCUGACCUAUCCCAUCACCUCCAUGUUCUCUGGUUCUGCCUUCAACACCAGCAUCUAUAAAGUGUUCCAGGACAAGCAAGCUGAGGACUUGUGGCUGCCAUACUUCAAUGUCACCACUGACAUCACGGCCUCAGCCAUGCGCGUUCACCAGGAUGGUUGCGUCUGGCGCUAUGUUAGAGCCAGCGCGUCCUACACCCCCUAUUUACCUCCCCUGUGCGACCCCAAGGAUGGCCACUUGCUUGUGGAUGGUUGCUAUGUUAACAAUGUCCCAGGCUCUCUGUGGCGUUAUGUGCGAGCGAGCAUGACCCUCUCGGGGUAUCUGCCGCCUCUCUGCGACCCCAAAGAUGGCAACUUGCUAAUGGACGGUGGCUACAUCAACAAUCUGCCAGCGGACAUUGCAAGGAACAUGGGUGCCAGAACAGUCAUUGCCAUUGACGUGGGUAGCCAAGACGAGACCGACCUCUGUAACUAUGGCGACUGCCUGUCUGGCUGGUGGCUGCUGUGGAAACGGAUCAAUCCCUGGGCAGAGAAAGUAAAGGUGCCAGACAUGGCAGAGAUCCAGUCUCGGUUGGCCUAUGUGUCUUGUGUGCGGCAAUUAGAGCUGGUGAAGAAGAGUGCAUACUGCGAGUACAUCAGACCACCCAUCGACCGCUUCAAGACCAUGGACUUUGGCAAGUUCGACGAAAUCUAUGAUGUGGGCUUCCAGCACGGCAAGUUGGUGUUUACUGGCUGGGCUCGAGGUGACAUUAUCCAAAACAUGCUGAAGGACCACCGCUCAGCCGACUACAACAACAGCAAGAGAACUGACUCCUGCACGUGUCCAGCAGCUGACUUCACUGACCUUGCAGAGAUUGUAUCCAGGAUAGAGCCGGUCCAAACCUACGUAGCUGCAGAAGAGGAGUCGGACUGUCUGACAGAGUACGAGGAAGACGGGAUGGACACAGUGAGAGAGGAGGAGGGGGAGGAAGAGGAGGAGGACGCAGAGGACCCUGAGGACCACUCCCCUGGAGAGUGGGGCCAGAAUGGAGUUUUUCAGACAGAUGAGGAGAAAUCUGUGAGACAACGCCGGAAACUCACCAGUGACUCCAACACCUCUGAAGUCUCUGACUGCUGACAGAGGGCCACGGAGGAGUAGACGGAGUUUAAACAAGAACAAGGGCCAAAUUGCGGGUCCAUAAACAGUCAAGGCUAGAGACGUGGACGUCACACUCGGCUCUUGUGAAACUCUGAAAUACUGUUUUUGCUUUUCUGGAUGAAAUCACUGUUCAUCCUCUAAAUUGUUGAACCUCCUUUGCAUCAAGUGGCUUUCUUCUCGCUCCCACUCUGGCUUCAUCUGUUCACAUUAUGACCCACUGUCAAAAAUGAAACGGUGUCCCUCAUCAGUUUUACCAAACUGACCCAUUGCCUGAAUCCCUGCCUGCUAACUCCCAAACCUGCCAAAACGAGGGGGACC
Molecule: messenger RNA, 4623 nt
Organism: Micropterus salmoides (largemouth bass)
Lineage: Eukaryota; Metazoa; Chordata; Actinopteri; Centrarchiformes; Centrarchidae
Gene: pnpla6
Product: patatin-like phospholipase domain containing 6
Exons: 37
Coding region: 121-4284 (1387 amino acids)
Biological process (GO): phosphatidylcholine metabolic process
Cellular component (GO): endoplasmic reticulum
Molecular function (GO): phosphatidylcholine lysophospholipase A1 activity
Source: RefSeq, a predicted model, not a curated record